GUCUUUGGUUUGAUACAUCGUGCUAUUGGAGAAGUAAUAGUUCCCAAAGCUCAUGGGUAAAGAAAAUGCAAAGUGGAGAUUACCUCUCUGAUCAACUGAAAAUGAAAUGGGACACCCAAGAUGUGGAUGAAGACUUCGAGCUGCAUCUUUCCCCGUCUUCAAAAGAAGUGGUAGAAAUUCAGAAGUCCAGUAAAGAAACUAACAGUUUUACUAUAUGCUUCUGGAAGAAGGGCGGUGGUAUCUAUGUCAGAUCCUAUUUAUGGCUUAACAUAUCUCAAGAGAUUUUUGUGAAUCUUCAAUCACCCAAAUCCUUUGGUUUUGUACAUAACUCCACUGCUUGGAAUUUCUACUGCUUCUUAAUGGCUGACAAAGACGAAACGUUGGCCGUGUCAUUUUACCUAAAUGGAGAAAGAAAAAGUUUACUUUUAAUAGAGCCAGAAGAAUCAAAUAACGAGAACUUGAUCGUUGGAUAUUUGAAUUCAUCGGUAAAUGAUAAGGCGGUGUUGUCGUCGUUUAAUAUUUGGAGUGGGGAGCUAAGUUCAAGCGAAGUAAAGCGCUUGUCUUAUGGCUGUGAUAGCGAGAGAGGUGAUGUCAUCCAUUGGAAAGACUUCAACCACCUUGAUCAUGACCACGAAGUAGUUGAAACAAAAACUUGCAAAAAUGUUCGAAAGGAAAGAUUGGUGUUGAAAGGUACUGGUAACUUUAUAACAGUUAAAGURGAUCAACAUGCACCAUCCAAUGCCAUUGGCUUUUGUUUAAAGUUUCGUUACAUGAUAUAUGGUCCUGGGGCACGUUUUUUUCAAACCUCUAUUAUAAAAGAACAUGAAGAUGUCUCUUCUGUCGUUUGGAAGGAUGAUGACAAUACUCAGUUUAGAUGGAAAUAUGCAGAUAUACCGUUUUUAUCGCCGGGUUAUUUCCAGGUCAAAUUCGAAGGUUCAGCGAAAUCCAAUGAAAGCUAUAUCGCAAUCAGCCAAGUUUUCGUUGAAAAUAGAUUUUGUUCAAGUGGUUAUUCUUUGUUAACUCCAGUUUGCGAACGGAAUAUCAUGACAGCUCCUGGUAUCAUAGAGCAACUAUACUAUCCACAUAGUAGCAUGUAUGGCAUGAACUGUUGGUGGGUUAUAGAUGCACCAGAUCAUCACGUGAUUCGGUUCACGUUCCUGGAGUUUCUAAUUCCAUAUACCAAAGGGUGCAAUUACGUAUCUUUGGAAAUUUGUGAUGGAGAUCGAGAAUCUGGUGAUUCUCUUGGGAGAUUUUGUGGCUACAUAUACCCACAGUUCGUGCAGUCGUCUUCCAAUAGGAUGACUCUUCAUUUUCACGCUCCGCGAAACUCUGCACCGAUAAGAGGAUUUAAGGGUCAUUAUGAAUUCUUGGAAGCUCAAAAAGAAGCGAAAAAGGUGAUGGUAAAACAUGUUGCCAAAACUCUAGUAGCUUGCUUUUCAUUUCACCAAGAUUAUCUCUUUCAGAAGAAGAAUUUGAACCAGACCAAAUAUUUCCGUUCCUACUAA
Molecule: messenger RNA, 1505 nt
Organism: Exaiptasia diaphana
Lineage: Eukaryota; Metazoa; Cnidaria; Anthozoa; Actiniaria; Aiptasiidae
Exons: 8
Coding region: 66-1505 (479 amino acids)
Cellular component (GO): membrane
Source: RefSeq, a predicted model, not a curated record